CGGGAAGGAAGGAUGCAUUUGUUCAGUUCAGUGUUAUUUCACCUACAAACAGACAGACAUAUACAGGAUAUACCCCCUUUGUAUUCCUGUGAUUUCUGUUGAGAAAACUGAAUUCACCGUGGGAUUAGCCUGCGUUAUGAGCCUUACUGGCCGUCCACCUGCUCCUCGCUGCACUGACGCACCUGUCUGCGUGUAGCUCUGCCCCGGAAGUUCCCCGGAAACCAAUCAGCAGCUGGAUCUGAGAAGGGCGCGGCUCUGACUGGAGGAGGUGUGGGCGCGCUGAAAAGCAACAAUGUCGCCUCUUCUCGAAACGCACACAGCACAGUAGGGUCCGAGGAUAAAAGUGCAGAAACCUGCAGGAUUUGAACUUGAGUGACGUCUGUCCCACGGCUUGUGACAAGAUGAUCCGCUUCCUGUUGCUGUUCAGUCGGCAGGGGAAGCUGCGACUUCAGAAAUGGUACACGCCGUUAACAGACCGGGAGAAGAAGAAAGUGAUCCGGGACAUGAUGAUGUUAGUGUUGGCCCGUCCGCCGCGCUCCUGCAGCUUCCUCCAAUGGAAGGACCUCAAGAUUGUUUCCAGGAGGUACGCAAGCCUUUAUUUCUGUGCUGGUCUGGAGGAGCAGGAUAAUGAGCUGCUGGCCCUCGAAGUGCUGCACAGAUAUGUUGAACUGUUGGAUAAAUACUUUGGUAAUGUGUGUGAGUUGGACAUCAUUUUCAACUUCGAGAAGGCUUACUUCAUCCUAGAUGAAUUUCUGAUGGGAGGAGAAAUCUUAGAAACCUCCAAAGUAGCUGUGGGUGUAGCUAUGGAGGAGGCUGACACACUCCAAGAGACGAUGGAGGAAUACAUGAGCAAACCUGCCUACUGAGCCGAGAGAAGAUGAGGAGUUCAAGACUUGAACCAAAAGGUUUAUUAUUAGUGACUAAUGCUGUGGACAUACAAUAACCACAUUCCUGCUGAUCUUUCAUGUCAUACUAUAGUUUUAAGAUUUGCUAUUAAGUUUGCAUUUGUAAGUGCCUUUUAAAUCUUAUAUUCAUUAAUCUCAGGGUAUAUGACAGGAGAUGUGACUGAAAA
Lates calcarifer (barramundi perch) is the source of this 1072-nucleotide messenger RNA. It is a transcript of the gene ap1s3a, whose product is annotated as adaptor related protein complex 1 subunit sigma 3a. Lineage: Eukaryota; Metazoa; Chordata; Actinopteri; Centropomidae. The transcript is spliced from 6 exons. Gene Ontology annotation, cellular component: AP-1 adaptor complex; intracellular membrane-bounded organelle. The record is from RefSeq and is a predicted model, not a curated record. Gene Ontology annotation, molecular function: clathrin-cargo adaptor activity. The coding region runs from base 402 to 866 and encodes 154 amino acids. Gene Ontology annotation, biological process: protein transport; vesicle-mediated transport.